Messenger RNA from Trichoplusia ni (cabbage looper), 5412 nucleotides. RefSeq names its product WD repeat-containing protein 37 (gene Wdr37). The record is from RefSeq and is a predicted model, not a curated record. NCBI's taxonomy places the organism in Eukaryota, Metazoa, Arthropoda, Insecta, Lepidoptera, Noctuidae. Gene Ontology annotation, molecular function: protein binding. Gene Ontology annotation, cellular component: preribosome, large subunit precursor. The transcript is spliced from 9 exons. The coding region runs from base 262 to 1665 and encodes 467 amino acids.
AGAGAAAAAUAUUGCGAAAGGAAAUAGAGAAAAACGUCACUUGAACGAAUCCUCUAAACUUCAUGAAACACUUUGAUUAUAAUUAUUAUGAUCGGUUUUCUCAUCAAUAUAAGAGUUUCAUCCUUAUAAUUUCAAAGUUUAUGCAUUCUAUGAACUUUUAAGUGUGAGAAGACUGAAGUGUAUCGUGUUUGUGAAUGUAGUACUUAUACUGUACUGUGUUAUGUGAUAUGAACAACAUUGGUUUGUAUUUCGAUUUCGACCAUGAAAUCCAGUAAAAGAAGGCUCCAGGCACUCACGGAAGGUUCUGAUGGACUACCAAACUACCUUAAAAUGGAAGAUUCGGAGACAUCGAUCCCGCCAGUAUUUAGGUCUCGUCUACAUGAGUUAUUUUCUCAAAUAGAAAAAGAAUUUGACCUUCUAUAUACUGAGAAUUUGAAUCUUCAAGAAAAGAUAGACAUUCUGAGUGAAAAGUUGGAGCGUGAGAGUUAUGUGGGAGAUAAACAGAACUUAGACUACAUAGAGUUUGAUGUAACUGGAAAAAACUCUAAAGUAAAAUUGACACAAAGUAACUCCCAAAAAGUGAAAGCAAGCCACAAACUGAGAGUUCAGACAAGUAAGAUAGUAUCCAGUUUCAAAGCUCCAACCUACAAUUGCCAGUUGGUGAGGGAGUUCACGGGACAUAAAGAUGGAAUCUGGGAUGUCUCAUCAGCUCGCCCCGGACAAGCACUCAUUGGCACUGCGUCAGCUGAUCACACAGCUUGCGUAUGGAGCGUAGAGUGGGGAAAAUGCCUUUUGCAGUACACAGGACACUCUGGCUCUGUAAAUUCAAUCCGUUUUCAUCCCAGUAGAGAUAUCGCACUUACAAGCAGUGGUGAUAAUACCGCACAUGUCUGGCAAGCUGCUGUUAAUUGGGACUUGCCGCGCGGACAAUCAUCUGAGGAAGAAUUGGAAGGUGGGGGUGAAGAAAGUCUAGGAGAAGGCGGGGACAGGCCCGAGGUACUGCGGACGCCGCUGACGGAGCUGGGCGGGCACCAGGGCGUGGUGGUGGCCGCGGACUGGCUCACCGGCGGGGACCACGUCAUCACCGCGUCCUGGGACAGGACGGCCAACCUCUAUGAUGUCGAAACUGGAGAAUGUUUGCAAGUCCUUACAGGUCACGACCACGAGCUCACUCACGCGUCGGCUCACCACGCGUCGCGUCUGGUGGUGACGGCGUCACGUGACACCACGUUCCGCCUGUGGGACUUUCGUGAGCCCAUACACUCCGUCUCCGUAUUCCAAGGACACACCGAGAGUGUGACAUCAGCUGUAUUUACGCGGGAGGACAAAGUGGUUUCCGGAUCUGACGACCGUUCCGUUAAGGUAUGGGAUGUCCGUAACAUGAGAUCAGCUCUAGCCACGAUCAGAUCCGACUCUUCGGUGAACCGCGUCGGCGUGAGCGGCAACGGUCUGAUUGCCAUCCCUCACGACAACCGCCAAGUGCGAAUCUUCGACCUGCAGGGACAGAGGCUCGCCAGACUACCGAGGUCCAGUCGACAGGGACAUCGUCGCAUGGUAACUUCCGUAGCGUGGGCCGACGAAGUAUCCCCGAACAUCAACUUCUUCAGCUGCGGCUUCGACAGACGCAUCCUGGGCUGGUCCAUCCAACCCUCCAAGGAGAACUAAAUACUAAGACUUUACAGGUAUAUGUCCGUUCAACUUAGUUGUUUACUAUUUUAACUAAAGUAUCAAAUUGAUAUAUCAUAGUACAGACGUAAUCUAAACAAUCGAUUAUGAUCUUUAAAUCAAUUGAAUAGAGAUCAUAGAUAAUAUAACUUGUAUUGACGACCUUAGAUCCAGUUUUACUUCUUUAAUGUAAGCUAUAACAGUAACUAAUCUCAAGUGUUAUAAUAUGUAUGGCAUGUUUGAUCCGUGUCUGUACUAUCUAAGCCUUAAAAACGGACAGUAGCAACUGUAAGAGCAGGACGGUGCAUUUUAACACAUAGCUGUGUUCCGCUUCUAAUUAAAAGUCCAAUACAGGCACUUAGGACAAAGAUAAAGAUGAGAAAUGUUGUCUGUACAAAUUCAUAUCAAUGUUACGGAAAAUAUGACACAACAUGCAGGCAACAUGAAUAGUCAUGCAGCCUUGAGAUUUAAGAUGUAAAUCCCAGCAUUUAUUUCCCAUGCCUGUAAAGAAGAAUACCCCGGAUUUUAAUUGUUUUACCCUCUACACAUUGUGGUAUAUUUAUGGUAGAACUGUCCUAUCUGUACAUACUUCAUGUUCCAUGUAUAAAAAUAUUGCCUAUAAUAUGAUAUUGAUGUUUACUUCCUAUGUGUGAUUAUAUUAUAUAUGUUGCUGUAAAUUAUGAUUAGGAUAAAUGACUUAUUUUUUAGAAUAUAUAUGAUUCCAUUGGCAUUUCUUUGUGAAAUUGGUGAGAUAUCUAUGUGUUAUGAUAAAAUAUAUUAGCUCUCAAUUUUUAAUAUAUUUGACUUGCAAAAUGGUAAGGUUGUCUUGUUAAUAUUACUGGUAAGCGGCUUGGUGUUUGUUUGCUAAGUAUCCUUCUGAAAAAGAAGUUAAAUUUAAAUAAUGCACAAACCCUUUUAAUUAGUAUUCUAUAUUCUACAAAUACAGUCAUGUGACAAAAAUAUAUGUAACAAAUUUCAUUACAAAGACAACAUAAUUUAAGAAAGUACUUCAGUAGAUGGAAUAAGAUGCGAUACAGAUCGAACCGAUGAAUAAGAUUUACAUUUCCUAUAAAAUUUGUCACAAACUUCAAUGACUUUUGACAGACGGUUUCUUGCGUACUAAGAGCCAUAUUUUCAAUUAUUCAGUCCUUUUUAAAACAUUUGUUGGAACCACAGUUUUUUUUAAUACAUAUUAUGACGAUAACAUUGUUUGUCCAUAAAUUGUUAUUUAUUUAAUGUGGGUUGUUGGUGUCCUUUAACCAUUGUAGUUUAAGUAAAUUUUGGUGAUAAGGAAUUAGGUUGUUGUAUUAGUUUUAUGUUGAAAGGUGAGUCCGGUUUGUCGCCUUGUUUUAAAGUUUAAGGCCAUAAUCUUUUAAUUGAGACAUUAUGUUCCAUUUGGUUCGAUACUUAACUAAAGGCAAAGAAUCUUGAUGCGUCCACUUUUUUUUCUACCCAGUUAAAAAAUAAACUGAAGAAAAAUCUUUGUUAAUCUGCAAUUACCGAAUCGAGUACUUUUUCUUUAAUGUGUGAUCGUGUAAAAAUAUUAACCAAGAUAAUUUAACUUUAGUUAAGUAACCAAAUGGUGUUAAUGUUGAUAAAAUAUAGUGAAAAUGUUCUAGCAUGGUUUGAUAAUAAUUAAAAUCUUUUUUCAAUUAAAUGUUCGCUCUUUCAUGUAGCACAAAAAUAUCAUAUCGUUUUGAAGUAUGUAUGCAAAGGUGAUUAACGAAACACGUAUAAUAAUGGCAACAUAUAGUUAUAUAAAUUCUCAAAAAUAUCAUGGUAAUGCGGGUGAAAGAAAGUACCUAAAUUUUGUAACUAUUGUACGUACGAUCAAAUCAUAAUGGUAUGCGUAUCGUGUCAUAUCUCUGUAAGAUAACCGUUUAAAAGAUACCACACACCAAAAAUAUAUCGUUUACACUGAUAUAAUACGGCACACAGGUCGUGCAGGACUAAAGUGAACCUGAACCAACCAAUGGAAUAGAGUUUGACAAAAAAAAACUGUUUCGUCCAUCAGAUAGAUUUCCUACAAAUAUUAAUGCGUAUUUUUUCUUCGAUCUAUUAAAUAAAACUCGUGUGUCGUCACUUGCCAGUAAAAGGCGUACUGGCAAGUGACGUCACACUUGUUUUUACUAGCAUCUUCCUAACUUUUCAAUGAUGUGAUAACAUUAAAAAUACUUAGUCAAUAUUUUUGGGAAACCUGUCUGAUGGACUAAAGUAGAUACUUUUAGUCAAAUAUCACAUUACACUCUUCAAGUGAACUCAAAGCUUAGGUUGAAUAAUGGAUCUAUUCCUAUCUGUUAACAUUAUUUGAUUAAUAUAUUUGUAUAUGAAUUACAUAUCUUUAGGUGUGUUAAAGCUAAAAAUAACAGCAUUCUGCUAGUCACCGUGUAACACAGAUAAACCAAAGAUUGACAAACUAAGCACGUCUUAUUUCUGAAUAAUUUGAUAACGGAUUACUCACGCAUAUCACCCGACCCAACCGUAGUGCUUAACCAUGACUUGGCGCCGCGGCCGACAAAUGCGCGUUCGUAAACCGCUAUUGAAUUAUUAAAAUUCCGUCGCACGAAAAUUAAUAUAUUAGUCUAAGUUGUGACAAACAUGAUUGCAAAAUAUUACAAAUCUCAAAACCACGAACUCUAACACGCAACUUACACUUAAGUAGGUCUUGAAGUAUCAGAGCUUUACACUUUUACAGACCGCGAAACUUAAAGACGACCAAUAUCUGAAUUGCGUGCAAAUAUUCGGCCGUGGGUAUACUUAACAAGAAGUUUGUAUGUGAACCAACAUAUCAAAAAACGAUCAAAUAAUGUUGCUGAAAUGUUUUGUUAGGAAACUAGUAUUUUAGUUUUCUUUUGUUUCUAUUGUACAGUCAGCGACCAAAGUCCUUCAAAUUUACAAAACGUAAUGCAAUUAAGCAGUAUUUAUUUACUGAAAAUCGAUUGAAAAGUAGCUUGACACCAAAAUUGUAAAAGGCGCUGAAUAUGUAUGUCAGUUUGCAAUUCUGCUGUUGGUUAAAUUUUUUUUUGCUGACAACAUACAAUACUACUUCUAAUAUUUAAACCGAUGUUGUUUCAAAUCACCGAAAAUUAGUACACUGUUUGAAAUUUUCAAGUUCUCGAUAACAACUUUCUGACGUAUAGUAGUACCACAUUUAUAUUCAGCGCUUGUGCGAUUAGUAUUAUAAGAGUGAUACAACUAUAUUUCAUUUAAACUAAAAUAUGGCACUCUAUAAAUAAUAAUGUAAUUCUAGUAAAUAAAGAUCCCAUUCACGAAGUAUGAAUUGUCUGUUACAAAUUACAACACUACUAUUCUAGUGAAUGGCCCAAAAUGUAAAUAUGAAAAUAUGUAUUUAUUUUUCCAGCUGUAGUAUAAACGUCCAUGUUUUUUUGUGUAUGUAUAUUAAAUAAGUAUUUGUUACUGUGGUUGUGCCAAAAGCCUCUCUCUCACCAUUGAGGUAUAGGCCCUAUGAAGAAAUACUAAACAGUACUAUAUUUUAUUUAGAUUUUAGCUUACUUCUAGUCGAUUAGUGCACUUCACAUGAUUUAUCAGUAAAAUCUUUCGUGUAUUUAAUUAUUCUUGUAUUUUGUGAUGUCUGUAUUCAGCAAAAAUCAAUAUGCAUAAUAUUAUGAGUAUUAUAAAUAAUGGUGUAAUUAUAAAGUUAGCAGUUGUUAAAUAUCUUCUAUAAAAUGAUCUGAAUAUUUUUGUUAUGCCAAAUAUGGUAUGAAAUAAAUAAUAUAUCAUUAAUUA